GUUGAUCAACCGAAUCAGACGAGUUGGCUCCCUUUACAUUCUAAAGAUCUCCCGCCAAUAAACCAAAUUAAACGAAGAAUGAUCGAAUCCAUGCGGCUAAAUUUCAAGGACAUACUUGCACGGUCUAUACACAAUUGCAAGAGCAUCAGGGUGAUUAAACAAAUCCAUUCCCACAUCAUUACAUCCCCAAAUUUAUCUCCAAAUGAUCAUUAUUUUCUCAUCUCUCGCCUCCUCUUCUUCCUCUGUACAGUCAAUGAAUCACCUGACGGUCUCAAGUAUGCGGUCAAAGUGUUCAGACGCAUUGCCGAGCCAAGUCUUUUUGCAUACAAUGCCAUGAUUAGAGCAAGUUCAACGAAAAUUAAGGACCCUUUUUCGUGCGAGUCCUUAAUUUUAUAUAAAGAGAUGUUGUGUAAUAAUCUGUCUCCUGAUAGUAUUACCAUCCCUUUUGUAUUAAAAGAAUGUGCCAAGAGGGUUGAUGGCUUAAUGGGUCGAAGCAUCCAUGCGCAUGCAGUGAAGUUUGGGUAUGAAGCCGAUGUUUAUGUGCAAAACGCUUUGAUAAGUCUGUAUUCGGAGGGCAGGUUUUUGGAUGAUGCGAGGAGGGUGUUUGAUGAAAUGUCAAAUAGGGAUAUUGUUUCUUGGAAUUCGAUGAUUGUGGGAUAUUUGAGAGGUGGAGAGCUUGAUGUCGCAUUAGAUUUGUUCAAGGAAAUGAAGGACAGGAAAGACAUCAUUACUUGGAAUUCAAUGAUCACGGGCUUUGUUCAAGGGGGUAGGCCGAAGGAGGCUUUAGGAUUUUUCCAAGACAUGCAGAUUUUCAGUGAUGAUAGGGAUAUGGAUAGGCCGGAUAAAAUUACGGUGGCUAGUGUACUUUCUGCAUGUGCUUCUCUUGGUGCCGGCGAUCAUGGUAGGUGGUUGCAUAGUUACUUGGAGAGAAGUCGGAUGGAAUGUGAUAUGGUGAUUGGGACGGCUUUGGUGGACAUGUAUGGGAAGUGUGGGUGUGUUGAAAGAGCGUUUGAGGUUUUCAAUGGGAUGCCUAAGAAGGAUGUUUUGGCAUGGACAGCUAUGAUUUCAGCAUUUGCACUUCAUGGGCACGGGGAGGAAGCAUUUAAGCUUUUUGCAAAUAUGGAAGCUGUUGGUGUACGGCCUAAUUCUGUGACAUUUGUUGGGUUAUUGUCUGCCUGUGCUCACGCGGGCCUGGUGGAGAAAGGUCGCUGGUGUUUUGACACAAUGAGGCGUGUUUAUGGUAUUGAGCCGCAGGUGCAACAUUAUGCUUGUAUGGUUGACAUACUUGCCCGAGCUGGGCAGUUUGUUGAGGCUGAAGACCUUAUCAGGGGUAUGCCCAUGGAGCCGGAUGUUUUUGUUUGGGGUGCACUACUUGGAGGAUGUCAAUUGCAUGGAAAUGUCGAGCUAGGAGAAAAAAUUGCUGAAAACUUGAUUUGUUUGGAACCUCAAAACCAUGCUUUUUAUAUCAAUUUGUGUGAUGUAUAUGCCAAAGCUGGUAGAUUUGAUGAUCUGAAGAGAAUAAGAGCUUUGAUGAAAGACAAAGAGAUAAGGAAGCCAGUUCCAGGAUGCAGCAUGAUUGAAGUUGAUGGUAUUGUCCAUGAAUUCUCGAUGAAAGGAUCACCUGAAGUCCCGAUUAUGGAAGCUAUAAAGAAUGUAUUGAUGGUAUUAAGUCUUGAGAUGAAUAGGCAAGAUAAUAUGAAUAUUUUCAUCACAUAAUCAGAGGGAAAAUAAAUUUUUUGGUGACAUGAAGAUACUUGUUUGGCUGUGAGGUAAAUGUCCCAUUUGUUUGACAUGUGACAUAUGACCAUCUGAAACAUUUGAACCAUCAGGCCAUGUGCACUUUUGAGGCCCAGUUGGACAAUCUAGCUGCUCUGCAACUUUCAGAAAUUGAAGUUUACUUGGUUCAAGGUUAAACUGUGUAAAUGACAGCCUUUGACAAUAGUACACUGAUUGAUAAAAGCAGCCAUUGAUACGUCAAAUUUUAAUAUGUAAGGAUUUGCUCAGGAGUUUGUUCAUCUCUGAUACUGCAGAAUUGCAAGAGUUCAAACAGAGACGGCAUUUUACAGGAUGGUUACAGAAUAGAGAAAAGAGAUGGUGUGAACUAUAAGUGCUAUGCAAUGGUAACGAUGACAUGCAUUCGGGGAGAGAAUUCUGUGUGGAAAUAUGGCUCGAAAAUGGUGUUUUCCAGGCUAAAACAUCUAUCAAAUUCAUUGCGCCUUUGAGGUCAGCAAUUAUUCUUCAACCCAACAUACUUCUUAAAACUAAGUUUACAGGUUUUUUCAAAAUUUAAUAGACCAUAUCCAUCAGGUUUCUCAAA
Messenger RNA from Olea europaea var. sylvestris, 2317 nucleotides. Its product is annotated as pentatricopeptide repeat-containing protein At5g66520-like. Gene Ontology annotation, molecular function: protein binding; RNA binding. Bases 79 to 1716 code for a protein of 545 amino acids. The record is from RefSeq and is a predicted model, not a curated record. Gene Ontology annotation, biological process: RNA modification. The transcript is spliced from 2 exons. Lineage: Eukaryota; Viridiplantae; Streptophyta; Magnoliopsida; Lamiales; Oleaceae.